AGGCAGCUAAACGGAACUUGGUCUACCCAAACUAUGCCUGGAUAUUCUAUGCACUAUACCCUGACCAGUGGUGGACAGAUAACACCAUACCAGUCGACUGUACCAAUGAAGAGCUGGAAACAUUUCUGUUCAACUCGCGAGGUCUCCUGGCGCACAUUGUGCCCGAGCCAGACAAUUUUGAUUCCUCCACUUCAGCUGGAAUAUCUGCCAGUGAUUUCGUGGGGAUGUACAUAGAGAGGGCAGCGCUAACAGGCUACUCACCCAACAUUGCUAUCACUGGGGCCUUUGACGCGGUGUGGUCCCUAGGAGUAGCUCUCAACAUAACAGAGGGAAUGAGACUCGGCAAUGAGACAACUGACAACUGCAAUGCAUCAGAGUUGGCCGGGGAACUGGUACCACUGAAUGAGUUUGACUAUACCAAUACUCUCAUGGGCUGCGUUGUCAGGAACAACCUUCAAUCCCUCAGCUUUAGCGGGGUCACUGGUCCAGUGACGUACGGGGCAGACGGCACAAUAGUCUACACAAGGAUCCGACUAUCACAAGCUCGAUACGUAGAGGGACAAGAGGGACUCCAGAGAGUGAGGUUUGGAUAUCUGGGCAAAGACUCUAACUUCUCACUCAGGUUUGCUGACGGACAGAACGAGGCCAUACUCUACCCAGAUGGUGCUCCACCUGAUGGGACCCCACUGGUGAUAAUCCACACCUACCACCACUGGCUAGUCGGGCUGUUUGACCUACUGGCUUUCUCUGGAGUCAUGUUUGCCAUCGUUUGCUCUUUUUUCAACUUCGCCUUCAGAAACAGGAGGGUUAUUCGACUAACAUCACCUACACUCAAUCACAUAAUAAUUGGAGGGGCACUGCUGAUGUACGUUUCAGUCAUCAUUGAGUUUAUACCAUCCACCAAAGAAGCAAUUAUAAAGGCACAGUGCAUAUUGCAUAUUUGGGUGUACAUCAUUGGGUAUCUCCUGGUGUAUGGAAUAAUUCUAGCCAAGAUGUGGAGGGUCUACCAGAUAUUUCAGAACCCCACCACCAAGAAGAAAAACGUUUUGACGACAUGCAACUUGCUGUGGGCAGUAGGAGGGAUAACUGGCAUUGGAGUCCUGCUCAUCACUGCCGAUACCAUUGCUCAGCUCCUUACGUCUCCUGAGCUGGUAUCUGAUGCCGAGGACCCAUCUGGAACCACAGACUCUGACAUUCGAGAGACACACAUGAUAUGGCGCUGCUACAAGAGUGCGUCACCGCCAAUGUUUGUUCAGCUACUGAUCUAUGCCUACCUCAUUCUACUGCAAAUGGUGGGUAUCGUCCUGGCCUUCCAGACUCGGAAAGUGAGAAUCAAUGUCCUCAACGAUGCCAAAUCUGUUGCGAUGCUCAUCUACAUCUCGAGUAUCGUGCUGGUGGUGAUUGGACUGGUAAAGUUUUUCGCGAGGAGCUACAUCAACAUCAGUGCCGCCAUAUUCUCGAGUGGGAUCCUCAUCCUUGCCACAUUCUUCCUUGCUCUCAUCUUUAUCCCAAAGAUGGUAAACCUCUACCAGGAUCCAACAGGGGAUAAGGUGUUCAGCGCUUCUAUGACGGCACAGUCUCGAAACAGCGAAGACCAGCAGCGACACGAACUAGCCGCAAAGCUCCCAAACCUCACAGACCCAGAAAAGAUUGAAAUCCCCAAUGCACGCGUCCAGAGCCUCGAGGAGAAAAUGAUCUUGAAGAAUAGGAGGAUACGAGAACUAGAAUCUUCGAAUUCAUGACCGAUUGUGACACUUCAUUGACUAUGAUAUCUAUAAUUAUA
Messenger RNA from Geodia barretti, 1783 nucleotides. The record is from the annotation of a GenBank genome assembly. Lineage: Eukaryota; Metazoa; Porifera; Demospongiae; Tetractinellida; Geodiidae.